This is a messenger RNA of Histoplasma mississippiense, 1377 nucleotides long. RefSeq lists its product with no specific name. Bases 1 to 1377 code for a protein of 458 amino acids. Gene Ontology annotation, cellular component: Golgi apparatus. The record is from RefSeq and is a predicted model, not a curated record. Gene Ontology annotation, biological process: intra-Golgi vesicle-mediated transport; endoplasmic reticulum to Golgi vesicle-mediated transport; endocytosis. The transcript is spliced from 6 exons. NCBI's taxonomy places the organism in Eukaryota, Fungi, Ascomycota, Eurotiomycetes, Onygenales, Ajellomycetaceae. Gene Ontology annotation, molecular function: GTPase activator activity; metal ion binding.
AUGGCCUCUCGACGAACGGCGAAUCCGGCUGCGGAGCGGGCAGCAAAGAACCAACUGGUUAUCAAAAAUUUGCUGAAAUUGGAAUGCAAUAAGGUUUGUGCCGAUUGCAAGCGGAAUAAACACCCGAGAUGGGCCAGCUGGAAUAUUGGCGUUUUCAUUUGCAUUCGCUGCUCAGGCAUCCAUAGGGGUAUGGGUACGCAUAUCAGCCGAGUAAAAUCAGUCGAUCUUGACACUUGGACGGAUGAACAACUCCAGAGUGUGCUUAAAUGGGGAAAUGCAAGAGCUAACAAGUACUGGGAAGCAAAGCUUGCUACCGGGCAUGUCCCUUCAGAGUCGAAAAUGGAGAAUUUCAUCCGAACCAAGUAUGAAUCAAGACGGUGGGUGAUGGACGGGCCCAUGCCUGAUCCAUCAACGCUCGAUGUUGAUGAAGGUGACGAUAAUAUGCCGUUGGCCAUCGUCCAGGAGAAAGCCAAGCUAGAACGAUCUACUUCCCAUCGCGCUGCAUCAACAGUGAGCCAGCCUGCGUCGCGUCGACCAGGACAGUCAAUCAAUCUUUUCGACGACGAAUCCCCGACCCCCCCUGAGAGACCUAAUACCACAGACUUACCAGGUGUCCGUCCUCCAACAACGAAUUCCAUGUCUUCUGCAACUGCCGCUCCUAAGCCAAAUAAACCGGCCGAUUCAUUACUUGGCUUGGAUUUCUUUGGCUCUGCUCAACCAGCGGCAAACCGUUCAUCGAGCAAUUCGUCAUCCAAUGUAGGCUCCACUGGCCCUUCGAGACCCGACCUUAAACAAUCUAUUCUAUCUUUAUACGCAUCAGCGCCCAAGCCGCAAGCCCCGGCCCAGCACGAACGCAAUACUCCAUUUGGAUCAUUUUCUCCCCAACCACAGCAACAGGCCAGGUCACAGUCAGAUGCGUUUGGUGAACUUACGGAUGCUUUUAGUGGAUUGAGCUUUCCGUCAACCACAUCUCCUCCUCCCCCCGAGAAACUCGAUGCGUUUUCGAACCUCGGAUCCUUCAGUCCUCCCAUGUCCCCAAACACAGCACCAAAAAUUUCUUCCCAAACACUCAGAGGUGACCCAUGGGGCGGCGGUACUUGGAACACAACGGAAGCGACUUCCCCCACUAGCAAACAGUCUAUUUCGUCCUUGAUGAAGGUCCCCGAGAAAAUCACUGCCAAUGACAUUGGCUCGGGAUGGGGAUCGCAAUCUCCUCCUACUACGACAAAACCGACGCCGACUGUUGCCGCUGAUGAAGAUUUCGGCGGAUGGACAAGCGCCCCUCCCCCAGCUCCGAUUAGUAGUGCCACCUCGAAGCCGAAGCCUGCUGGGGGCUUUUCGGGAAGCGAUGAUUUGUUCUCCAAUGUGUGGGAGUGA